GUGACUCUGUGAUUUUUCCCGCCGUGUAUUUAUUUAAAUCAACAAUAAAGAUGCAGGCGUGGUUGUUGGUGGCGUGCGCAGCAGCGCUUGCGACGCUCGCAGUAGCACAGAAACCUGGACGCUUCCUCUCCCUUCCCAACCCCCAGAAAUGCGCUAGCAGACCAAAAGAGUUCUUCUACCGAGGUCACAACUACUUCUACAGCGGCCACGUGCCCGCCCUCGCCAACAGGAAGGUAGACUGGUUAGAUGGCCGUAACAUCUGCCGCGAGUACUGCAUGGACCUGGUCUCCAUGGAGACGCAAGAAGAAAACAAUCUAAUCUUCAAACUCAUUCAGCAAAACGAUGUGCCCUACAUCUGGACGUCGGGUCGCCUCUGUGACUUCAAGGGAUGUGAAAACCGCAAAGACCUCGAGCCUAAGAACAUCUUCGGAUGGUUCUGGUCCGCGAACCGUGAAAAGCUGUCUCCCACCACCCAGAUCCCCAACGGCUGGGGCUACAACCCUUGGUCUCAGACUGGCCACAAGAAACAACGUCAGCCUGACAACGCGGAAUUCGAUAUCAACGGUACUUCAGAGUCUUGCCUCAGUAUCUUGAACAACGUUUACAAUGACGGUAUCGCGUGGCACGACGUCGCCUGCUACCACGAGAAGCCCAUCGUCUGCGAAGAUUCUGAUGAGCUCCUCAACUACGUAGCCAGCACCAACCCCGGCCUUCGUCUGUGAUCCCCCUAAACAUACCAAACAUUACAGUACUGCCGCCUAACUAUCGGUAAUUAUAUCAAUAGUUUCUUUACUGUCAAUGUUAUUUAUCGAUAGUAUUCGACACUAUUGAUAUUAAAUUAAUACUAUCAUUAGUUCUCUCUAGUGAU
This is a messenger RNA of Spodoptera exigua (beet armyworm), 868 nucleotides long. NCBI's taxonomy places the organism in Eukaryota, Metazoa, Arthropoda, Insecta, Lepidoptera, Noctuidae. The record is from the annotation of a GenBank genome assembly.